Molecule: messenger RNA, 1422 nt
Organism: Penaeus indicus
Lineage: Eukaryota; Metazoa; Arthropoda; Malacostraca; Decapoda; Penaeidae
Exons: 7
Coding region: 325-1293 (322 amino acids)
Cellular component (GO): nucleus
Source: RefSeq, a predicted model, not a curated record
UCGAGAAUAUGAAAACCCUAUAAAAGAAAAAGAAAAAUAAGGGAGAUACAGGACAGAGAAGAGAGGUCAACCCAUCGUUUUCAAAGUCCCCAUAAUUGUUUCCAUUUGGACUCCUCAUGAUAUCUGGUGUAAAUAUAUAAUGGUAUUAGUCAGCACUUGAUAACGAGAAUGAUAAUGAUAACAAUACUGAUGAUGGAAGAUGGAUAUAUGCGUCCCAUCCCACCACAUGGAAUAUAAAAUCUCCUCCACAUUUAACGACCAAGAUAGAACCAAGACAAGUCUGUGAUACGUGCUUUAAUAGCAUGUAGAUCACAACACCUUAACAUGGCAACCAUUGGUAUCUUCAGACUAGUUCCCUCCUUGUCAUUGGGUAGGCCUUUGUACACAUCAUCAUCUCUCUCAGCUCGUGGAAUUGAGAGAACUCUGAAAAGCUUGAAUAUAGGAAAUGAUGUUGAAGAUUUGAGUAUCGAAGAAAUUGACAACAUAACAAAUAUAGAUCAAAGGAAAUUGGAAAAAUUUUCUCAGCAAAUUGAAAGAGAUGCAGAUGUACACCAGAGGCACAUUCGCCAAAAGACAAUCGAGCAGAAGUACUUCAGAAAUAAAGGACCAGAGGAGCAGAACCUGCUAACGUGGGCCAUGAAGGAGCAGCUGCGUUAUUUACAUUCAACGGAUCCUGACAUGUGGACGCCAGAAGCCUUGUCAGUGGCUUUCCCAAUCUCUGAAAGUGGAGUCAAGAAGCUCCUAAAAGCAAAAUGGUUCCCAAGAGAUGAAGCAGCCAUAGAGAAACACGAUCGAAGUGUUCUUGCCACUUGGAAAAAGUAUACCAAAGGUCAUCUCGGAAGCUCACAACUCCUGAAGGAAAUGCUGAACAAAAAGUAUGGAGUGACAAGUGAGCGACUUCCCCAACCAGUCAACCAAGAGGACAUACUCUCUACCUUGGAGUCACUUCGUUAUGAACAUGAGGAAGAGCCAUACAUUGCCAAAGGUCUGAGACCAAAGAACAAGCUACCUAAGAGACCUAAGAUGAAGGGCAACUCUUUCAACAGCAUCAUCAAGGAUUACGAAUCUCAGCUUCAGCAAAUCAAGAAGGAAAAGAAUGACGAAAAGCCACCUCAGGAAGCUGUUUCUCCGAGAUGCCGGGAUGUUGCCGAGAUUACAGCUGGGACGCCAAAGUACGAGGGACCUUAUCAAAAUGUUUCCGUUGCACCAGGACCCAGGCAGAGAGCGAAGGCCAAAACCAGGUCGAGAGAGAUAACUUUCACUGAAUUUAUGGAGCAGAGAAAGGGGUCUUGACUCUUUUUUUUUUUUUUUUUUUUGAUGUAGUAAGAUAUGUACAGUGUGCAAAAGUGUAAAUUGAUAAUUGUUUUGUAAAUAAAUAAGAUAAUUCAAUAUACAGACUGAUCAAUAAAAUUGAAUUGAUUA